Molecule: messenger RNA, 8532 nt
Organism: Python bivittatus (Burmese python)
Lineage: Eukaryota; Metazoa; Chordata; Lepidosauria; Squamata; Pythonidae
Gene: FOSL2
Product: FOS like 2, AP-1 transcription factor subunit
Biological process (GO): regulation of transcription by RNA polymerase II
Cellular component (GO): nucleus
Molecular function (GO): RNA polymerase II cis-regulatory region sequence-specific DNA binding; DNA-binding transcription factor activity, RNA polymerase II-specific
Source: RefSeq, a predicted model, not a curated record
UAAUGCCAUUGCACUGACUCAUCCAGGGAGAGUAAAGGAGCUCAGAGAACAAGGAUAUUAGAUAGAGAGGCGCUCAAGGGAAAGAGAAGGGAGGGGGCACGCGUAAGCAGGGGGAGAGAAGAGCUCGCCUUCACGGCCGAGAAGGGCAAAAUCAAUAAUUCAGUCGGAUAUUUUCAACAAGUAAAUAAAGAGCCUCAAAUCCCGGACUGAGUCAUCCAGUCCAGUUCGAGCAGGAAGACGGCACUUUUCUGAAGGGCUUAAUUAUACAGGAGGCAGCGAUCCUCCUUAAAAACUACAGGGAGAUCGAGGCUCUUGAUACCAGCAGGCAGGCAAAGUGGAAGGAAGGGAGGGAAACGAGACACGUCCAAUUUUCUUUAGAAAUAAAGUCGCAUUUGGAAAGAGAACUCCUUUUUUUGUAGUUAUGCUGACGUUCUUAAGAGACUCAAUGAGUUGGCUCUACAGGGAGUGAAUUUUACAUUCUCAUAUGUGGGAGGUUUGGGAUGGUUCUUCUUUUUUUAAAUCCCACAGUCCUGUUUCGAGAAAAAAAAAAAUCAGGACUUGCUUAAAAUAGAAUCAAAAUCCAAACCGCCAGCUGCAUCCGUCUCCACCUGAGUGCGUUUGAAAUCUGAGGCAUCAAUUAUACGAUUGGAAGCAAGACAGGAAGGGACAGAGCAAGAGGGAACGGCAGCUAGGAAGAUAUUUUUAUUAUCAUCAUCAUCAUUUCUCUCCUGCUUGCACCUCGGACAAUGUACCAGGACUUCCCAGCAAAUUUUGAUACCUCCUCUCGGGGCAGCAGCAGUUCUCCAGGGCAUCCGGAAACUUACUCGAGCAUCACAACUCAACAGAAAUUCCGGGUCGAUAUGCCAGGAUCGAGCAGCACAUUUAUUCCUACUCUGAACGCAAUAACCACCAGCCAAGACCUACAGUGGAUGGUUCAGCCCACUGUGAUAACCUCCAUGCCAAGUGCCUACUCUCGCUCGCAUCCCUACAGCCAUGCACUGCCCAAUCUAUCUUCAGUUACUGGACACACAGCCCUACAGAGACCUGGUGUUAUUAAAACUAUUGGGACCACCGUGGGCAGGAGGAGAAGAGAUGAGCAGUUGUCACCUGAAGAAGAAGAGAAGCGAAGAAUUAGAAGAGAAAGGAACAAACUAGCAGCAGCUAAAUGCCGUAACAGGCGCCGAGAGCUGACUGAGAAACUCCAGGCAGAAACAGAGGAGCUGGAGGAGGAGAAAUCAGUUCUGCAGAAGGAGAUUGCUGAGCUAGAAAAGGAGAAGGAGAAGCUGAAGUUCAUGUUAAUGGCUCACAGCCCCAUGUGCAAGAUCAGCCCCGAGGAGCACCGAACCCCUCCACCUCAUAACCUCCAGGCCCUGCGGACUGGAAUGAGUGGUGCUGUGGUGGUGAAACAAGAGCCUGUGGAGGAAGAGAUCCCCUCUUCCUCCUCUGAUCCUGAAAAAGGGCAGAGAUCUGUCAUUAAGCCCAUCAGCAUUGUUGGGGGGUUUUAUGGAGAAGAGCCACUCAACACACCCAUUGUGGUGACUUCAACUCCUGCUGUCACCCCUGGAACAUCCAACUUGGUCUUCACCUAUCCCAGUGUGCUGGACCAGGAGUCACCACUCUCACCAUCAGAGUCCUGCUCUAAAGCUCAUCGGAGGAGCAGCAGCAGCGGAGAUCAGUCAUCCGAUUCCUUGAACUCUCCAACUCUGCUGGCACUGUAACCCUUUAGCCACCACUCCACCCAGUUACUCUUGGGGGAAAAGCCCCACCUCAAGAUCAGAGACAGCACAAUGGCAUUCAAGCACAAGGCCAACAAGAGCCAGGAAAGGAAAUGAUGUUGCUCCAGAUAUUUCCUGAGACAGGAAGAAUAUAACAAAUGAAAGCCAUAUCGGAGUGGAGUUGGUGAGCAGUAGUCACAAUCCCAGGAUCCAGUGGUGAGGGGUUUCCCUCACUCACCAAUUACUGCAGUGGAUGUGACCAUCAGUAAAUUGCUAGCCAUUUUCCUAUUAGGCUGAUGAAUGAACUGACCUGGCUCCUCCUCCUGCGCUAAGUAGUACAUUCCAGUUAGUUGAUCUCAUUUGGGCCUUAACAUUUUCUUGAUUUUUGUUGGAUACCAUGACAUUUCGAAAACUCUAAAGGCUUGCUGAACUGCUGCUGAUGUUGAGAGCUGCCUCUUGGGGAUUCUUGCCAUGGUUGGGUGGCUUUUGGUACAUGGUGGAAGUUUUGGGGGAGAAGGGAAAUCUAUUACAGGUCCAAAUGGUUCUUCAAAAGUUAUGCAUCCAGUAUCUACAUUAGGGGAUGGGGAGAGUGCUGGGAAAUGAGUUAACAAAAGGAGAAAAGUCUCCUUGAAGACGACAGAGAGCAGUGCACUGUUUGUGUCUACAAAGGCUGUAUCGGCAACAUACCUUCGUCAGUGGGCCAGGAGAGGUGCCAAGCGGGCUGGGGAAAUGCCAGAGUGGGUUUCCACUAAGCCUUUGUCUCUGGCAUGAUGUCUUUUGUAAUUAGUGUUUGUCAAAUCUGUUGCUGGACCCUAUGUUUUCUUUCCUUUUGACUGUCAGCCACCUUGGGUGUGAUGCUGCCUCCUCUGAAGUAUGCCUGGCUCACGUGCUGGUGCUGUUUCUCAAACAAAGCCACCAGCUUCCAGGUUGUGGACAGUUGCCUUUGCACAGUGCUGCCAUUCUUCUCAUGACUGAUCAGGAAAGGGGAUGAAUUGAGGGAGAAUGUGCAGGAAGCUAGCUGGAAGCUUCCUUGGAGAAUUUUUCCCCUUUGGCUGACUUUCACUCAUCAGGGCCUGGCCAGCAUUAUGUGUAUUGCUGUCUGUCAGGCCAAGUUGGUUGGUUCUUUCCCCUUUUGCUGGUCCUAGCGACAACUAGAGAAAAAUGGAUUCUGCACCUUGCCUCCUGCUGCACUUGGUCUCUAAACUCUUAACUAAAUAUGGCUGUUGAAAAACCUGUGCUCACUACUGAAAAAGGCAGCAUGAUUCACUUAUGUACAUCCCCUGCAGUGCCAAGCAAAAUUUUGUUUAAUGCAACUGUACUUAAAGAAUAUACAGCUUUUUGCAGACAUGCUCACAGAUGAAUUGGAGAGAGGUUUGCUAGAUCUUCAUCUGGUAGAAGACAGUUUUACUGUAAAACCUGUUCUUUGCGAAACACCUCAUUUAGUUCAAGUUAAUGACAAACAUAUUAAUGAUAGGGGUCUGCUUUCAUUUUCUUUUAUGUGAUCUCUGGGUGAACUAGGCGAGGAGGCUGAGGGAUUUUUGACCCCAUUGUGCUCUUCAGAGACCAGCUUUUUGAGUUCAGGCAGGACCAUCUUCAAGCCAUGUUAACUCCCGUAGUGAGCAUUCUUGCCUCCCUCCAAGCUUUACCUUAACAGCUGGGGAACUGCAGUCUUGAGUUGAAGUGUUUCCACUGAUGUCAGUGACCACAUUCCUGUUUAUUUUUAAUGCAUCUGGAUCACAGCCAUAGUUAAGAAUAUAAUGCUAGGCCAUUUGAUCAGAGUUUCUAGCUAACGAAGAGUUUUUUAGAAUGAUCUAGAUUAUGUUUUUUCCAAUAAGAGAAGUCAGAUUCAGUGACCUGAAUCAAUUCCAGAGAAUUUGAGUACUGUAAAGGUAGUGUUUCUUUCAAGUGGAGCUCAGCCCUUGUGAUUUUGUGGACAUGUCCGUGUCAUUUUCUGGACAACAACGAUGGCUUGCUUCUUCAAGGAUGUUUUUAGGCUCUUAAAUCUAAUCUGCAACCUGGAAUUCCGAAGAGGUCUCCCAAAUACUGACUAGAUCCAUCCAAACUCCACUUAGCUUCCAAGCCCAGAAAUGGCUGAUAAAGUUGUAUUAUCUAUUUUUGCCUAUGCUGGCCAUAGGGAAAAAAAUCUGGAUUAUUUCUGGCCACUGGUAGUUGAGCUGAGUACAUCUAACCGCUAAGCACGUCCUAGACAUUACUUAACACUAUCAAGUUUCUCUUUACAGCAAUAAAAGCCAAAUACUUGCUUUAUAGGGAAAAAAAGGCUGUACAAACUGAUUUUUCUAGCUGUUAUCUCCUAUAGCAAACUCUGUGUUCAUUGAAAUAAUUUAAAUCAGCCUUCCCAAUUUAUGCCCUACUUGCAACACCAGUCUGAGCCGAAAGUCAUGUGGCAAACAAUGAGUUUUUCUCCAAAUGUGUUGAACUGUGUCAAGUUGAGGAAGACUGAUGUAAACCCAGAAUAAAAAGUUUUGUCUAUAGCUGCUUUUUAUAUACAUGUUAAAAAUGUUUUAUUGCUCAAGAUUCAGACUCAAGCAUCUCUUAUUUGGUAUUUUAAGGAGGAUUCUGCUUAUAAUGGGAUGGGAAAAGCCAGCAACUUCUUGUCACUAGAGUUACAAGGAACUGCUCAAGAUACCUAUGUCAGAAGUAAGGGGCCUCCGCUUGCCAGGGAUUCUCUGCCUUAGUGGGUCAGAAAUAAAACUCUGCCAUGGCUCCCUUGGCCCAGUCUCCAUAUUCUUCUUAGGCAUUAAUGGGAAAACUAAAGAGUGAAUUAAAUAAUCUGCACUGCCAAGCUUGGAAGUUAAAGGAUUAUUGACAGAAAAGGACAAUAUUCUGUGAAAUUUCUCAUUCUCUUAAAGUGUGCCAAUAGCAUAGUUAGUUAUGCAGUUGCAUGUUGAAUCUAUAAUUUUGCCAUCAUUCUGCAGAUAAACCUGCAGCUAAUAUGUGCUUUCUAAGAAGUGUUACUCCAGAAAACUUGGAGAAUUGAAGAAAAUACCCGAGUAGUGAUCCUUUUGUUCUAGUUCCAUGAAGCAGGAGAUGAUAGUGCUGAGGUCAGUCAGAUAGAUGAUAGGUGGAGUUUAUGGAAGAGUUCCCUUUAAAAAAUAUUCCAAGCUUGGCUGAAGGAAGAGCCAUCCUAAGCGAUGCUUUUAGAUAUCUAGACUUCUCUAAUUGGUUCUGGUCGUAGUCUCAGAUCUCUCUCCAGAUAAUGUUAGCUUGAUUCUUGUUUAUUUUUUAUACCAGUGGGUUUGUGUGCUCCAGUUGGAUGAUGGUUCCUGGAGCCUAGCAGCAGUAGCUUUAUGUUUGGUUCAUCCAAUCUUGCUACUUCAAGCAGGUUGAAGUAAAUCAAGCCAUUAUGCUCUUCCAGUAAAUUGUGCCUUUAUGGCUAAUACCUUUGGUCAUCCUUGCUGUACAAUUGGUUCAUUGUUGUGUUCAGGCUAAGCACUGCCAUAUUUUGGGUAGUUGAAUCCAGCUUUUAUUCCAAUUUUGGCUUUUCUUUGACAUCUUUUUAAAUAUGUACAUUUAUACAUUUGAAAUGGCAUAUUGUGCAUCUUUUCUUCUGCUACACGAGUGUAACUGCUGUAAAAUGUUUGCAUGGCACAAGCUCUUGUUUUUUUUUGCUUUUUCUUACUCUUUUUUCCACAAGUUUGUGAUCUACAGAACAAUUGACAGAGACCUGUGUUUUAUAGUUGUCACAACUUGCUGAAGGUGACAUAGUAGUGGGAAUAAUUUAGCCUUUUGAAGGCAAUACAGGAUGGCAUCUUACCCCUGGCUGGUGGUGAUAAAUAACAUCUCAGUUUUAGUUUUCUGUGGCACAGUUCUAUGAGUAACAAGCUUGUGUGUCAAGUUCCAAUAACAGCUUUUGUGCAAUAAAGCAAACUUGAGAAAUUUUGUAGAGUAGAUUGUGCCCAAAUCUUUUACAAUCUACAGGAUUUAUACCAAACUUGCAAUGUUUAGGUAUCUGAUCUGGCAAUGUUUUGCCCAGCUACUUUAAAAUUAAAGUCUUAUAUGCAUGCCUUUACAGAAAGCAAUUCCUGUUCUUGCAGUAUUUUGGAGAAAACGUAGCAUUUUUUUUUUCAGAGAAAAAAUCUAUUUGUCUCCCAACACUAAUGCAUUUUCUGACUCUCUUUAAAUUCUUGCUUUCUACCCAUUCCAGUUCUAAUGUUUAUACUUGAUUUUUUCUUUCCAUUAGAACACAAUCCAGCAAAUACUUUGCAACUUCUGAAUUUUAACCUGUUUUGCCCUGGUGACACAACUAGGGAUGGUGUAGUCACUGGGUUUGAUGAAUUUUUCUCAUUAAACCAGCUGAAUACUUGUGAUGUAACAGGACCUGAGGUCAUCAUAACAGUAUCAAUAGUUUUUUUUAUUCUCUAUCAUAUUGUUUUAUUUAAUUGAUCCACUAAGUUCAUUUGAACUUAGCAGUGUGCUGCUUCUGUAUUCCACCUGAUCCUAAAACAUUCAUUGAUUUCUUAUUUAUUGGCAAGCAGACAUUUUUUGUGUCUGCUCCAGUGAAUCUGCCCACUAUUAAUUCAAACAACUAUUUUUUAUGCCAAAUUAAUCAGAGUGGGUCAAAUAUUUUAAAAGAGGAUGCAUAUAUAAUGUUUACAUCUUUUUCUUUGCCACAGAUCUGGAUUUGAAAAAGAUCUUUUUUCCUACUGAUUUUUUAAAAUCCUGAUUUUUCUUUUUUAAAUAAAAAUAAUUAUGCAUGGGUAUGGGUUAAUAAUUUCUCCCCUUCCUUUUGUAUAAUUUUUCCAUGAGUUGGCUUAGUGCUUCAUUUUGGUUUUUGCUGUUGUUCAAAUCUGCAUGAAUGUCUCUUCUUUUUAGAAAUGGUGCACAUACGGUUUACUAGUCCCAGUUUCAUGUUCUUUUCAUUCAUGAGAAUUAUUGUUUUCUUGGGGUGUUUUCAUUAAGCCAUAAGUAUCUGAUGGUGUGCAAUAAACACUAGGCAAGUGCUUUCAAAAAAGGUUCGUAUCUCAGUUGUAAAGUAUGCGCUUUGCAGACAAAAGUCUCCAGAGCUUCUCUAGGUAGGACUGCCUCAAUUGCUGAAUGAAACAAACUUAUCAUAAAUCACUUUCAUAAACAUAAAUAAAUCACUUUCUGUUUCCUCCAAAAAUCUGUGGUUUCUAUGACAAUGUCAACACACCAUUUAGGUGGCAGUUUUGCAUAUCAGUAUAAAUCCUAGUGCUUGUUUUAUUCCAAUUCAUUAAAAAUCCAUUCUGCAGGCAGAAAGAUCUAAAAUGGGCUAGCAGAAUACGAUUAAAUUCCCACAGCGAGAGCAGAAAUUAUGCCCUUCCAUUAUAUCCAUUGGUUUCUAUUGUGUUGGGUCUUUCUCAUUAACGACAAAGAAUGUUGAUGUGAUUCCAUAUUCAGGCUGGUGAAAUAGAUUUUCUAAUGUUUAGUGCACAUCGCUACUCUUGGCUUACACAAAUGGAAAGAAAAACAUGGCAAAAAAUGGGAAAUCUGCAAGAACACCAAACUGUACACGUGCAUACAUAUUUUAUAAUUCUGGAAAACAAAGCCAGAAGAACUGAAGGAAGUAAAUAUUUUUAUGUCUCUCUCUACAAACCUCAUGAGAUUAAUAAGAACCAUAAGGACUCAGGGGAAAUUUGGAGGGAGAAAAGCACCAAAACUUUCUUACCUAUAUAUGGUGGGGGGGGGGAAUUCCCCUAUAUAAAAUGUAUAGAGAAAUGGUUUCUAUAUAUGCAUUUUCAGUCUUCUGCAGAUCAUAAGAUAAAGCAAGAAGAAUUCUUUCAGUACAAAAGAAUCAAAACUAUUUUUCUGUCCUAGAAAAUGGUUCUCCUUCCUUCCUACUCUAUUGAAUCUUAAGACUGUUCCGAUUUCUUCUUUGUGGCUGUUUUGAUGUGGGAAAAAAAAACAGAAUUAUGUGUUGAAAAUAGACAUUUGGUCUCUCUCAGUGAGCAGAUAAAUGUUGUGUGUGUGUAUAGAUUCUACUGUGUAGUCCCAAUAAAUAUUGGUGAGAAGAAGUGCAUCUUCAUUAGCACAGUAAAUUAAUGGUAUAAAGUGAAAAAAUGCUUUAGGACAAAAGGGCCUGAUCUCUUUUGUUUAUAUGACUGUGAUCUUAAAUGCAUUCACCUUAGAUGUAUGUACACCAGUGAUAAAAUCAGUAGAGAAAAUUGUUUCAGUGAUUUGAUUUUUGUCACCAUAUAUACAAAUCCAUAGAAACCGUUACAUAUAUUUUUUUUCCACACAUCCAAAGUUUUGUUUUCCUUUUUCUCCAAUAUGGGAUGAAAUAAGUUUUGAUAGAAGUUAUUUAAAUUGGGAGCCCUUUUCUGAAUGUCUGUGUAGAUCUCUCAUUGGCAGAGAAGCUUGCCUGAGUGGUCAUCUUCUUAUUCCUUUUCUUGUAAUGCAGGCCUACAAUAUUUGCACUAAAAUUACAAAAAUGAUGGUAUGGAGAUGGGUUAGAGAAAGCUUGCUGCUAUGAAAGAAAGAACUUAAAAUAAUGGCCAUGCUUUUACAGGUUUAAUGUAGUACCAUUUUGUAAAAUGAAAUCAAUCUAGAUGGAAAAGAAUGAAGGUUUUAUAUAUAUGUGUGUAUGUAUAAAAUUAUAAUUAUUAUUUUUUACUUUCUCUUGCUGUUCAUUUCCACAUCCCAUUUGAUUCUAUUCUGUGUUCUUUCAUUGCUACUUUUGUGAUUGUGUUCAUUAACCCCUAUCCCCAAGUUUAAACACUUGUAAAUGAUGCUUUCAUGGCACUGCGGACACCUUUUUUGUUUGUAUAGUGAGAUCUAACUGGAGUUCUUCUCUCUCUUCAGUUGAAUUCAUUAAAAAAAAUCUCUUUGUUAUGACCAA